AUGGAAGAAAGAGACAAUGAUGAAGAAGAAAGCAGAAAAGCAGUUGGAAUCAGAGUCCAAACCUGGCGAUUCUUGAGAUUGAACUACUGCAUCUGCGAAGAAGAACGAACCUAUGAUGUAGAUGGUUGGCUUGAUGCAUGGAAGGUGAGUGGCUUCAUGUCCAUGGAACGUAUUUUAGACAGAAUUAAAGAACUACAUGCCAUGCAGGGUAUGAUAAUGGGUGCUUCAGUUUCAACUGUAUACUUCAAUUUGAGGCUUAGGCACCCAACACUGGACAUGCCCCUUAUAGAUUAUGAUCUGGCAUUUCUCUUUCAGCCAAUGCUCGUGCUGGGCAUCAGCAUAGGAGUUGCCUUCAACGUCAUGUUCGCCGACUGGAUGGUUACAGUUCUACUUAUUAUUCUCUUCUUAGGAAGCAGAAAAGUAGUUGGAAUUGGAGUCCAAACGUGGCGAUGGUUUCAUUGCAAGAUGAGCAGAUUCUGUCUUAUUGAAUUUGUGAACAACUCUGUCCAAGUACCUAUAUCACACAACAUUUACUGGAAGGAGUUAUCGAUGCUUGUGUAUGUCUCGGUGGCUUUUCUUAUUGUUCACAUUGUUAAGACAUCACUAGCAAUGUAG
Messenger RNA from Prunus armeniaca (apricot), 615 nucleotides. Lineage: Eukaryota; Viridiplantae; Streptophyta; Magnoliopsida; Rosales; Rosaceae. The record is from the annotation of a GenBank genome assembly.